CUACCGCGUCUACUUUUUUCAAAUGUCUAAAAUAAUUCUUAACAAACGUAUGUUCCUGUUGCUUUCUUAUUGUGUAGCUAAUUGGAAGUAGAGCUUUAAGGGUAGCAGUGGACUGUUACUGGUUAUCUUCACUAUCUUUCUCAGUGCACGAAGCGUUUAGAGGUCAGAGGUCGUGAGCAGCUUUACCCGGGGUCCUAGUCAAAGGAUGGACAGUGAAAUCCAAAGAGACGGGAGAGUCCUGGACCUCACUGAUGAUGCCUGGAGGGAAGACAAGCUGCCGUAUGAAGAUGUCACCAUCCCUCUGAGUGAACUGCCUGAGGCUGAGCAGGACAAUGGGGGAUCCACAGAGUCCGUGAAAGAACAAGAGAUGAAGUGGACAGACCUCGCCCUGCAGAGCCUACACGAAAACACACCGAGCACUGGAAGCUGACUGAAGAGACGAGUUGCUGCCACUUCCACGCAGAUCUACAAUUAAUCUCACAACUAUAUGUUACCUAAACUUGGAUUAUUUUGACCUAGUUCCCAGUCUUGCUAUCUCUAGGCAGUGCAUUUAACCAUAUUGGACAGAACUCUCAAAGGAACAUGUCAUUUCAUGCACAGCUCUGUAUUUAAAAUUACAUAUUGUC
Lates calcarifer (barramundi perch) is the source of this 626-nucleotide messenger RNA. RefSeq names its product anaphase promoting complex subunit 13 (gene anapc13). Bases 206 to 430 code for a protein of 74 amino acids. Gene Ontology annotation, biological process: protein K11-linked ubiquitination. The record is from RefSeq and is a predicted model, not a curated record. NCBI's taxonomy places the organism in Eukaryota, Metazoa, Chordata, Actinopteri, Centropomidae. Gene Ontology annotation, cellular component: anaphase-promoting complex. The transcript has 2 exons.